CUGUCAAAUAUGCCCAAUGAAGUAUUGUUCAACAUCCUGGGCUUCCUCGAUAUAGAUGAUAUUCUCUCUACGUCUAGGAUUAACCAUCACCUCCGGCAUCUCUCGCUAGCUCCCAUCCUGCGCACCUACCGUCUCCGCCACACCCGCGCCGUCCUCCGGCCCCUCCUGGCAUCCCGCCCGCCCCUCUCCGACCUCAUCUCCCGCUCCAUCUUCCUCACCCACACGAAUAUCGUCUCCCGCCGCCUCGACCGAUCCCUCAAAUCCAUCCAACUUGCCCGCCGUCUGGCCUCCCGACCCUCGGCCGAGGCUCUCGUCGAGCGGGCCGUGCUGCCCGCGGAGUGCGUCAAGGGUAUGACCACCGUCCAUGUCGCCCCCGGGCUCGUCGCUCGGCGGCGGGCCAUCGAGAAGCAGAAGCUGAAGGACGGGUUGCGGAGGUGGGUGGGCGCCGUGUGGAAGAGCAAGGUCAUGCAGCGCGAGGAGGGGAUGAGGCGGUGGGAGGAGAGUCGCGGGGUCGGGAGGGUGUGGCGGCUGAGGAGGUUCUGGGAGCGGGUUAGUCGGGGGGAA
Messenger RNA from Sodiomyces alkalinus F11, 564 nucleotides. RefSeq lists its product as hypothetical. The annotation marks the transcript as partial. Gene Ontology annotation, molecular function: protein binding. Lineage: Eukaryota; Fungi; Ascomycota; Sordariomycetes; Glomerellales; Plectosphaerellaceae. The record is from RefSeq and is a predicted model, not a curated record. The transcript has 2 exons.